This is a messenger RNA of Wasmannia auropunctata (little fire ant), 959 nucleotides long. RefSeq lists its product as uncharacterized. Gene Ontology annotation, cellular component: plasma membrane. The record is from RefSeq and is a predicted model, not a curated record. Bases 1 to 930 code for a protein of 309 amino acids. NCBI's taxonomy places the organism in Eukaryota, Metazoa, Arthropoda, Insecta, Hymenoptera, Formicidae. The transcript has 4 exons. Gene Ontology annotation, molecular function: odorant binding; olfactory receptor activity. Gene Ontology annotation, biological process: detection of chemical stimulus involved in sensory perception of smell; sensory perception of smell.
AUGGCAAUCUUCAUGAUCAAUCGCGACUCUCUGAUAAAUUAUCAUCGAACGCUAAAUGAUCUUUUGGAAGAGGAGCUUAUGGGAAACGAGAAAAAAAUUCGAACAGUAAUAUUUACGCCCUUGCGCACAAUAUCUGCCAUGGCGUACACAUAUUUCGCCAUUUUGGUAGUAUUGGUCGUGGCAUAUUUUGCGCCUACGUAUAUCUUCGUAUUACGCAAUCUCAGUCACUUAACUACGAACUACACCCUGCCACUCACCAAGGGAUUCGGACAUCUCUGGAACCUACCCGACAACUUUCUGUAUCAUUUUCAUCUGCCCUUUGAGACGUUCUUAUUAUUAUUAACCUGUAUCACAGCGUGCGGCAUCGAUAGUGUUUUUGGCUUCUAUGUCUAUCUGAUCAUUUCGACGAUGCGCGCCAUGACGUUUAGACUCAUAAAUCCUCUGCCGACCGAAAAGUUCUCGGACCUGCUGAGAACGUGUGUGGUGAAGCAUCAGAAGUUAUUACGAUGCCGCGACACGUUGGAGCACAUCUAUGGGCCCAUUGUCUUUUGGCAUGUUGUCACCAACGCCAUACUUCUUUGCGCGUUGAUAUACGAAGCAAUGCUAUUUUCGAGUUUUGAUCUUGCCAAUCUAUUUGCGUUUCUGACAUACGCUUUAAUAAAACUGCUCCAAACGUUUACGUACGCGUGGUAUGGCACUCUCCUCACAAAUGCGGGCGAGGACUUUCGUAAUGGAAUAUACUUUGGCGAAUGGCCUAAUUCUAGUCUCGAUCGUCACGUGAGAACAAAUGUUAUUUUGAUUAUGAUGCAAAAACCAAUGACUGUAAACGCAGUUUUUACUCCUGUCGAUGUAAUCAUGUUCACAAAUUUCGUGAACACUACAAUGUCCUAUUUCUUCCUGUUACAAUCUGUCAGUGAUAAAGGCGAAUAAAUAUGGACAAAUAUAUAUUUUGUAAACGC